This is a messenger RNA of Cokeromyces recurvatus, 1273 nucleotides long. RefSeq lists its product as uncharacterized. Lineage: Eukaryota; Fungi; Mucoromycota; Mucoromycetes; Mucorales; Mucoraceae. Gene Ontology annotation, cellular component: nucleolus. The transcript has 2 exons. Gene Ontology annotation, molecular function: RNA binding. The coding region runs from base 77 to 1102 and encodes 341 amino acids. The record is from RefSeq and is a predicted model, not a curated record. Gene Ontology annotation, biological process: maturation of LSU-rRNA from tricistronic rRNA transcript (SSU-rRNA, 5.8S rRNA, LSU-rRNA).
AGCACCUGUAAAGAAAGCACCUGUUAAGAAAGCACCUGUUAAGGAAGAAAAACCUGUUAAAGAAGAAAAGCCUGUCAUGGAGAAAAAGAUGACUAAAGAAGUACCUGCAAAGAAACCAAAUAAUAAAAAGGCAACACCUUCUACAGAAACUUCAGUUAAAGUAGCAACUACAGAGAAAAACGUUGAUAAAAAACAAAAGAAUAAUGAUGCUGGAUCUAAGAGAAAACGCGUUUCAUUUACUGAAUCAGAAAGAUCAGAAAGCAAUGCUGUUGAGGAAGCACCUAAAAAGGAUGCUGUAGAAGAACCAGCUACUAAAAAGAAAGCAAAGAAAGAAAAUAAUAAAAAGGCUGUAACAAAAGAAGACGAUAGCAGUGAUGAAGAAAUGAUUGUAAAGGAUGACGAUGAAGAAGAAGUUGAGCAAGCUGAUGAAGAAGAACUCACUGAAGAGCAAGAAGAGGCUCUUAGAAAAGAGAUUUUGGGCGAUUUAGUUAGUAGUAGUGAGGGUGAGGAUUCUUCUGACGAUGAUAGUGAUGAUAUUGAUGCAAAUGAAGAUAUUGUUAAAUUGGAUGGUAAAAAAUUAGAAGAAAGUAAGGCUGAAACAAAGAAAACUUUUGACAAGAAAGCUUCCCAAUCCAAGGCAACAAAGUCAGAAGAAAAGGGUGUUAUUUAUCUUGGUCGUAUUCCUCAUGGUUUCUAUGAAAAAGAAAUGAAUGGAUAUUUCAGACAAUUUGGUGACAUUACUAGACUUCGUCUUUCUCGUAAUAAGAAAACCGGUAAAUCAAAGCAUUAUGCCUUUAUUGAAUUUGCAUCUAAGGACGUUGCUGAAAUUGUUGCUGAAACUAUGCAUAACUAUCUUUUAAUGGGUCAUUUGCUUCAAUGUAAAUUGAUACCUUCUGAGAAUGUUCAUGAAAAUUUGUUUAAGGGUGCUGAUAAGGUAUAUAAGCCUUUUAACUAUGAACUUCGUAACCGUCGAAUCCAUAAUAAAAAGAGAACUCCUGAUGAAUUUGAAGCAAAGAAAAACAAACUUAUCCAAGCUGAAAAGAGAUUACGUCAACGAAUUGCUGAUGCUGGUAUCGAAUAUGAUUUCCCUUCUUUCUCAUAAAUUAAAUUAUAAAUACGCUUAUUAUAUAUAAAUGUUUUUUUUAUUAUUUUAGAAUAUAUCUUUUUUUUUUUUCUUAAUAAAUUUAUAUCAUUUCCAAAAGGGAAGAAAAACAAUUAAAUAUAACGAGCUUUAAUUUUCUGUUUAUUAUACAGUCAAGUAUCUCUGUAAAUA